AUGAACGACAAAGAAAAGGACAACAAUUCAAUCAACGGUUCAGUCCAGUCUUUCCGUAUCAAUGACCAUGAGGAAGACCUCUCCACUGUCCAAAUUGAUCCCAAAGAAGAAAAAAAGCUAGUGCGAAAGCUAGACCUAUUCAUAUGUCCUGUUUUGGGCUUCUCCUACUUCUUAUCUUUUUUAGACAGAAGCAACAUUGGAAAUGCAGCCUCAGGCGGAAUGGUAGAAGACUUGAACAACAUGCCCUCGAAUGGCAUUAACAUUGCAACCAGUGUGUUCUACGUACUCUACGUCCUGUUUGAAGCACCUCUAUCAAGUCUUAUGAAAAGAUUUCCGGUAAGAUAUAUGAUGAGCGCUAUAAUGAUUUUGUGGGGCGCUGUAGUCAUUGGCAGUGGUUUUCAGGAAAAUUUUGCAACUCUAGUUGCUCUGAGGCUCAUUUUAGGUGCUUUUGAGGCCGCUCUUUUCCCUUGCCUUGCUAUUUACAUCACAUUUUUUUACAAAAGAAACGAGAUUGCAUUUAGGACAGCAAUGUUGUUUGUCGCAGCAGCCAUCUCUUCCGCAUUCGGUGGCCUUAUCUCCUCUGGACUUUUACAAUUGAAUGGUGGUGGUUUAAAAGGAUGGCAGAUUCUCUACCUAUUUGAAGGCUUGCUCACCGUCGUUUGGGGCAUCGUGCUCUUCUUCCUUCUGGCAGAGGAUAGUCAAUCGGCCUGGUAUCUCAAUGAGAGGGAGAAAUAUCUAAUGCAAGUGAGGUAUGCACACGGGGCAAAGUAUCAGUUCAUGGGUGAUUAUAAGACAGAAGUGAAAAAAUGUCUCAAAGACCCAGCCGUAUACUACUCUUGCAUCGCGCAGCUGGGCGCUGACACUUGUCUAUUUGGAUAUUCCACAUUCCUCGUGCUAAUUAUUCAAGACCUAGGAUUCAAUUACGUGAAUGCCAAUCUUCUCUCGGCUGCGAAUUAUUGUUGGGCUGCGAUCGUUUAUGUCAUAUGCGCCAUGGUUGCUGACCGCUACAAUCACAGAGUACCGAUGCUGAUCACAGCGUCUCUUAUUACUGUUGCCGGAUAUGCCAUCUUGCUUGGCGUUGAUGAUAUAGUCGGUGUACAAUACUUCGCAUGCUUUGUCUGCGGGACAGGAAUAUACGUAACAGUUGGCCUUAAUCUAACAAUGUGGAACACCAACGCGAGCGGUGUAACUAAGCGCUCAACUGGAAUGGGAAUGAACCAGAGUUUUGGUAACAUUGGUGGUAUCAUUGCAGGCCAAAUCUACACUACCAACAGGAUUGGACACGCUGUCAGUAUGUCAGUGAUGGCUAUGUCAUGCGUCCUGUAUGCUGCCCAGUGGGUCAACUACACAGCACGGAACAAACGCAAGGAAGCCAUGACGCAGGAGGAAAAAGAUGAACAAGAUAGAAAUGGCGUUACUGGUGAUGAACGUUAUGAUUUCAAAUAUGUUAUGUGA
This is a messenger RNA of Wallemia ichthyophaga EXF-994, 1455 nucleotides long. RefSeq lists its product as uncharacterized. Lineage: Eukaryota; Fungi; Basidiomycota; Wallemiomycetes; Wallemiales; Wallemiaceae. The record is from RefSeq and is a predicted model, not a curated record. Gene Ontology annotation, cellular component: membrane. The transcript is spliced from 3 exons. Gene Ontology annotation, biological process: transmembrane transport. Gene Ontology annotation, molecular function: transmembrane transporter activity. Bases 1 to 1455 code for a protein of 484 amino acids.